This is a messenger RNA of Caenorhabditis bovis, 3930 nucleotides long. The record is from the annotation of a GenBank genome assembly. NCBI's taxonomy places the organism in Eukaryota, Metazoa, Nematoda, Chromadorea, Rhabditida, Rhabditidae.
AUGAGGUUUCCGACGUUUUGGCCGUAUAUUGCAUUCCUUAUUGGGUUUUUUACCGUCGUCGUCAAUGAAAUUGAUUGGUUCUAUGACGUGGAAACCAAUGGAAUUUUUGAGACGGACCAUCGAGUUUUUGAGAAAAUUUAUCAAAUCCACGCGAAUGGCGAUGAUAUGCGAAAUGGCGUCUAUUUGACGCACCAUCGCCACCUUUUGGAGACGAUCGCCGACGUUUCGGUGGAGGUGCAUGGAAGGCCGUUCAAAUUGAAUGAUGUUUGCGUGAAACCGCACUUUGAGAUCAUCAACCGGAAUGGGAGUAUCCCGUCGACGGAAUCGCUUCUUUUUCAGAAAUUUGCGCAUGAGGCCCGACGAAUUUCGCCGUGUUUGAUGGUCACACCUCUCAAUUGCUAUUUCGAUUCGCUUUAUAUUCAUGCGGUCAUCGGUGGAUGGAAAAACGCGGAUUUGACGCAUCGGAUUCUCCGCGAUGCCUACAUUGAAGCCUACCCGAAUCGAACGCGACCUUAUAUUAAAAAUGCUACAGAUGCUCUUGCGAUUUUUGAUGGCUUCCUGGCAAUUAUGGAUGAUCUUCCUUGGAUCGAAUUGUUCAGAAGUUGGAGAAAAAGUUUGAACCCGCAAGCACGUCCGCGACUAUGCGCUGAUCCGAUGGGAUCUUGCGAGAAUCUUGAAGGGGCUCUGAAUUAUUUCAAUAUGUGCCGAACGAUGGAGCAAUUCAAUGAUUAUGGAGAGAGAACGAAUACGAAAUUGGUAUUUGAUGGAAUCGAUUCGGGUGAAAUUAGCACACAAUUGGAUUGCGAUCGUCAUCGCGAUGAAUUUAUUGAAUGGAAUCGCAAAAACAAUGCGAUCGAAAUUAUGACGGGCGUGAAAAUCGAUGAGCCGAAUCAUGUGGAGAUACUCAACGGACUGUGCAAUGGAAUAUUUGUGCCUGACGUGAAUUUCUUCGCGAGACCUCGCAAUUUGGACGGCCGCAACUCGUCGAUUCUGCGAAUGGAGUUGGCGAUUGCGUCGCCUGACGAGAUUCGUCAAAGAUUGACGGAUUCGGCGAGAAUUAGCCGUAAAUCGAGAGAGUGGAGUUUGAAUCAAGCAGAAGACGUUGUUCUGGAAGUUAGAUUGGCUAUUAGAGCGGCGGUUGACGCAUUUAAUGCGACAGCUGAUAGGCAAGUCGUUUCGAAAAUCGCCAAACAUGACAUUUUAUCAAAGCCGAAUCUCCGCUUCCGACCGGCGGCCAAUAUUCAAGGAAUUGUCGACGAGGGCGGUCUAUCGUCGAUUUUGGAGUUUCUAGUCGUCUCCUAUGCGAUUUUAAUGGCCAUCCAUUUUUUGAAUUGCGGCGAAUUGUCGGAUUUUGUCGCGCUCAAUUUCACGAUAUUCGCCGGAAUUUUAGCGUUUUUUCUCGUUUUCGCCGAUUCGAAUUGGAUUUUGACGCUGGCGAUUCGUCACUUGAUCAUUUUUGCGUUAUUUGUGCCAUUCAACAUGCUCCUCAACCUCUGGCUUCGUGAUUUUCGCGCAAAAACGCGAAAAACUGGGAUAAAGCGAAGAAUUGAGCGGUUUUUGGCGAGUUUCAAGCCGAAAUGCUGUCAAUCGCCGAGUGCGACGGGAUCGAUUCGAUCGAAAAGAUAUCAUAGGAAGUACGCCUAUGUCAUCAUGAUGGCCCUCAUUCUCGCCGGCGUCUAUUUUCGCGCAACGAUUUUCGAGGUGUUGGUCCCAUUUUUGGUGUCGACGAUGGCCUAUUAUGCACAACGCUGCUACCAUUUAUGGUGUUUCAGCAAAAAAACCGACGACGAAUCGUCGCAAUUUUGCAAAUUUCUUCGACGAUUUCGACAAUGGGUCGAAUCGCCGAUCGGACGACGAGAAUUGCCUGAUUCGGAUGUUGGCGAGCCGAUGAUGGUCCCGAAUUUGAGGCGCCCGCCGCCGCCGCCGUAUCGGAUGGGUCGCUUAACGAGAUUUCGGCGAUUUUUGGAAUACUCAUUGAAUUUCUUCAACAUUUUGAUGGUCCUUCACACGAAAUUGUAUUUGGCCAUGUUUCGAAUGAAGAAGCGCAAAUUCUACAUUUGCUGCCUGAUUGCCGCAUUGUUGUCGAUUUGCACCUUCGCCCUUUUAUGGUUGCCCGUCGAUUAUUCGCCGACGUACGAAUUGCUCGACGAGAAGACGCGCGAUUCGCCCAACGACGAUGUUGUGGUGAAUUUCGGCGAUGUUCCCAAAUGGGAGGUGACGCGAACGAUUGCGGCGAACACAUCGCUCAGAAUUGUCGACGUCGGCGAUCACUCGAUUCGGUGUGAGACCGCCGACGCGUGGCCCAACGUGAUCACGGUCGUCGAGACGACGUUGACCAAAUUUCCGGCGAUCGCAAUUUCCGGAGAUUUGAUUACGGUGUAUCGGAGCAUUUUUGGAGCGUGGCGAUCGCUCAUCAAAACCGAGACGUCGUGGCUCGGCGCUUCAUUGGCCGCCGUCGGACUAAUCGCCGCCGCGUGUUUCACCAACACGGAAUUGUCGCCGCCGCACUUGUCGCUGGUGAUUACUGUCGCGGGUCUCGCGACGAAAUUGGAGAUUUGCGCGCUCGUUCAUUUGCUCGCCGAGCCGCUGUUCGGUGCGCUGAGCAAUUUCGGACUCGCUCUCGUACUCCUGUUGACGUGGCAACCGCUCGUCGCGCUUCGACUGUUCGCUGAACGCCGUCAGACGACGAUACCGAUUCUGAAUUUCGCCAACUCGACGUGCUGUUUGACAUCGCUGGUGUUCGGAGCCGCUGCCACGUGGAUUGUUUCGCUAGUCGCGUUCGGCACGUUGUCGCGAGUUUGCGCGCUAUUCUUCACGUCUACCGUAAUCGUUUAUGUCAAUUUUAUGGCGGCGAUGAUGUUGGCGGUUGCGUGGAUCGAGGCGCCGGAGAAAAAUGUGUUUGAAGUGAAAUUGGACAAAUCGUCGGUGUUCCGGAAAAUCGAUCAAGCGGCCGACUCGAACGGAAUCGAGUUAUGCGAUGUUCAACGUUCGCAGCCGUCGCCGUCGCAUUGUCCGGAAAUUGAGGAAACGGAGUUAUUGCGACGAGAGGAGACGAUUGAGGAUGAGAUUCCCGAAAUUCUUGUGGCGCCUCCGGAAUAUCGAAAGCCGAUUCUGAACGAACGCGAAGAACAACCGCAACCGCCUGAUGAUGAGUAUGAGGUGGAGGUGGAAGAAGAAGACGCUCAUUGUUCGGAAGUAGGUGAUGACGAAGACGACGAAGACAAUGAGUUGGGGUUUUAUUGUGACGACGAGGAGGAGGAUGUGAACUCCGACGGCGAAAUCGAUGAAGAAGUAAUGGAAGUGAUGAAGCGGAUAGAAAGUCGAUGGUUGAUGAAGGAGAAGCCGAAAGCGUCAGAAGCCGUUGAUGAGAAGGAGCAGUUCCUCGAGAAGGUGAUGACGUCGGACAACGAGAUAUUGAAGUUGAUUGGCUCGAAGGACACGAGAGAGGAGAGGAAAAAAGAAUACAUUGAGCUACUCCAACGCCACGACAAACUUCACCCGCCGGGCACGAUCUCGAAAUCGCAAGAGGAGCUCGAGCUUGAGAUGGUGAUGAAGGCGCUCGAAGAGGACCGGAAUGCUCAUCAGGGACCAUCAACGUCGACGCAGAGGACGGUGAACGGCGAGAAGAAGGCGUCGCAUCCGUUGGCACAUCAGUUUCCGAAGCACUUCACGUCGGAGAUGAUCGAAUUCAUGACGAAUCCGGCGAAUCGGGAUGGCAUCCCGUGGACGGGCGGCAUUUACAAACCGGAAAAAAUUGAGGAGCCCGAGCCGGAGCGGGUCGACUGCCCGCCGGAGCUGGUUGUUGUGUUGCCCGGAAUGGAAGAAGCGGAGAAUCCCGGAGUUGAGGUUGUGAUUGUCUCGGAAUCCGAAGACGAAGGAAUCGGGCCGGCCGAUGAGGAGGAAGAAGUCAGAGACGAGGACGACUAUUAG